AUGGUUUCUUCUACACUCAUCUUGGCCACUUUAGGUGGUUUUGUCACUCGUUCCUUCGCCCAGUCAUUGUCAGACAAUGUCAACGCUGAAGUCACUGUUGCUUCUGCUACCACUUCGGUGAUCCUCAGUGCCAGCCCUGCUUCAUCAGGAUCUGCCACAUCGAGUGCAGCUCAGCCUGUCACCCAAAUAUCUGAUGGCCAGAUCCAAUCACCGGCUCUCUCCACUGCUUUGCCAAAUGGCACCUUGAGUGCCACACCUGGCGUCGUAUCUUCCAACGCAACAUCUACCGUCGAUGCCGCUGCAGCUUCCAUCAGCCCUAAUGGAGGCAUCCUAUACAUCGCACCGAACAGCACCACACCUGAUCAAUCCAAGCUAGCGGCACGAAACGAAUGUGAGGCUCUUAUGGAUAGCCAACUACCUGGAAAGAGCAGCGUUCCUACCGACUUCAAGUUCUCUGGCAAUGUUAGAACCUACUACGUCGCUGCCGAGGAGGUGGCUUGGAACUAUGCACCCAGUGGUUGGGACAACUGGCUCGGCGUGCCUGUGCAGAACUCUCCCCACGCCGCAGCAGCUGGCUACCUCAACCUUACUGGAUCCAUCGGUGCAAGCUGGGGUAUGGAAUUCCAGAAGGCUGUGUACAAGGGCUACACAGAUAACAGCUUCACCAACCAGACCGAACAGCCUGCCCACAAUGGCAUCAACGGUCCUAUCCUGCGAGGUGAAGUCGGCGACAUGAUCCAGAUCAUGUUCGUCAACAAUCUUUCCAACCACUACGCGUCGAUGCACAGCAUGGGUCUCUACUACGGCAAGCAGUAUGAGGGUUCUCUGUACCCCAACACAACUGAUGGCGGCUCGCCCAAGGUGCAAGAGCAGGAUGCUGUGCCUCCUGGUGGCUGUGCAGUUUACAAAUGGAUCAUCUCAGACUCGCAAGCCCCAGCACCUGGUCAGAGCAGUCGUCUCUGGUCAUAUCACAGUUUCGUCAACAUGCCUGCUGAUCUGUCUGCUGGUCUUUCCGGACCUCUUAUUGUGUAUAACAGUGGUGAGAUGAAUAGCACGAUGUCGGCUCAUCGUGAGUUUGUCGUGACAACCAACACUCACUAUGAGGCCCGUUCGUUCAUGGCCGGCACCAACGCAAAGAAUGCCGGUGUUGACACCAGCAGUCUACGUGCUACCAACCAGCUCGUCCAACCUUACAUCGGCAACGAGUCCUUCUGGGUGCCGCAGAUGACCAACUUCCCUGCUAUUCAGCUCAGCGAUGCUCAAGGACCCAACUUCUACACGAUGAAUGGUUAUGUGUUUGGUAACGGCGCACCUUACGAGAUGUGCCGUAACGACCCUGUCAUCUGGUACGUGAUGGCAUUUGGUGGAGCAUCCCAUGUGUUCCACUUGCACGGAAACAACUUCCAGUACAACGACAUCUGGCAAGCUAGUCAGAGCAUUAAUGCUGGUGAGAUGUUCACCUUCAACAUGAAUGCCCAGCUGCCUGGUGUGUGGCAGUUGUUGUGCCAUGUCAGCAGUCAUAACCUGUUUGGCAUGCAGCAGAACUACGUCGUGUACGGUACCGAGGAAGAUGGAGAGACUUGCCCUCUGCCGCCGCUGACCGCCAAGUUGGCUGGUAGCCCUUAG
Aureobasidium vineae is the source of this 1626-nucleotide messenger RNA. NCBI's taxonomy places the organism in Eukaryota, Fungi, Ascomycota, Dothideomycetes, Dothideales, Saccotheciaceae. The record is from the annotation of a GenBank genome assembly.